This is a messenger RNA of Solenopsis invicta (red fire ant), 2114 nucleotides long. RefSeq names its product transmembrane protein 115. Gene Ontology annotation, cellular component: Golgi apparatus; membrane. Bases 68 to 1156 code for a protein of 362 amino acids. Gene Ontology annotation, biological process: retrograde vesicle-mediated transport, Golgi to endoplasmic reticulum. The record is from RefSeq and is a predicted model, not a curated record. The transcript is spliced from 4 exons. Lineage: Eukaryota; Metazoa; Arthropoda; Insecta; Hymenoptera; Formicidae.
AGCUUUUCCUCUCUUUAAAGGGGGGAAAGCAAGCGCGACGGAUUAGAGGUUAGGUUUGCUUGCGGCGAUGGCGGCGAUAAAGGGCCUGGGUAGGAACAUCCCCUACUUGAGGCAGCAAGCUGCGGCCCUGCUCGGUAACACCAGCACCAGCGUCAAGGCCAUUUGCGUGGUGGUGCUGUUCUCCUACUGCCUGUCCUUCUCCGAGGAGGCGGUGCGCAUCCUGAGCGUGACGCCAGGUUACCUCCUGCCGCCGGUCUUCUGGUUCUGGACGGCCUUCACCUUCUGCUUCCUCGAGAUACAUUUCUGGGAGGUGUGCGUGGACGUGGUCACCGUCGGUCUAUGCGGCAAGCUGAUCGAGCCCCUCUGGGGCGCCUUCGAGAUGAUGACGUUCUUCGCCGUCGUCAAUUUCGGCGUCGCCGUCCUUUCAGCGCUCUUCUACCUGUUUCUCUACAUGUGUACCAGCAAUCCGGAUCUGCUCUUCAAUAUACACAUACACGGCUUAACCGGCUACAUCGCAGGUGUUGCAGUAGCAGUAAAGCAAAUAAUGCCUGAUCAUAUCUUAAUCAAAACUCCCAUUGGAAAAAUUACAAACAGAAAUAUACCCUUAAUGGUAUGGAUUGUGGGAUUGAUAUUAUGGCUUGUCGGUCUACUAGAAGGAACUCAUCCCACCAUGUUUCUCAGUGGCUUAUUGAUAUCUUGGACAUACCUAAGAUUUUAUCAAAAACAUAAUAAUGGCACUCGAGGAGAUAUGGCGGAUAAUUUCACAUUUGCGAGUUUUUUUCCAAAUGUUUUACAACCACCGAUAGCGGUAGUGAGUAACACCAUACAUGGAUUUUUUGUCCGUAUUGGAUUGUGCCGAAAAGUAGUUAGAAGAUUUGACAUGUCUAAUACACCACCUGGCUUGGUUAUCAAUCUUCCUGGUAUUGAUCCUCACGACAGCGAACGACGCCGGCAAAUAGCGUUGAAAGCACUGAGCGAGAGAUUAAGCAGAGAUCACGCGAAACCUUGGCAACCAGACAGAGCUAAGAAACACUCCCCAGUGCCUCCUGCGGUUUCUAUACCGAUACCUGAAUCCACUACACCGAAACCUCUCGCGUCUCCGCUCAUUCCACAGGUUAACGUCAACAUACAUAAUCAUCCCUCUAGCAGUACGUGAUUAUACGAGACUGACUGAUUCAAUAGAUUUACAAAUUCCACUGAGAAGCUUCUAAAGAAUAAUCAUAAGAUGUAGGCUUAUAAUAUGGCUAAUUCUCAAUAAUGAAUGUAGAUCCCAUUUUUUUAAAUCGUGUAUCUGUAGAUUAUUAUCAUUCUAAUUUAAUUUGUACUAAAAUGUAUUUACUUUUUUUUUACAGAGUAAAAAUUAAUUUUGUGAAACCUAAUAUACAUAAGACUUGAUUAACAAUAUUUAUUAGUGCACAAUAAAUUUUUAUUGUAAUAUUCACAUAUUGAACAUAAUAGAAUAUCAGAAAAGUUCAACAUUAAAUAGCUUAGUCUUUAAAAUCUGAAGAUCCAAGACUUCAAUGCUAUUACAAAUUGCUAGUAACUAUCGUUGUUAUGCAAGUAGAGUUGCAAGUUUCAAUCUUUUAUUAUUCCUACAUAAAAGAAAAAAGUUAAUUUUAAUUUCAUGCAAUAUUUAACUUACAAAUUAAAUGACAAUUUUUUCCUGGUUAAAAAGAAAUUUAUAUUCUCUAUGUAAAUCAAAUUUACUUAACGAGUAAAACUCAAAGCCAUAAUUUGAUAUUAAGAUUUUUAAUUUUUAUCUCUCUACAAAUAGUAUUUAUCUCUACAAAUAAUUAAAAUAUUUUAUCUUUUGCUACAAAAUAUUAUUACAUUAUUAUGGUAAAUCAUGCUCUUUAUUGAUUAUUAUGCCAUAUUAAUGCCGAUUUAAAAAUAUAUGAUCUUUGGAAGAUUUUUAAGCAUACGAGAAAGAUAAAAUCAAUAUUUAUAUCUUAUGCUAUUUUCCAAGAAACGAAACAGUUCUUUGUUAUACUAAAGAUUAUGUAAAAAUCAGUGACAUGUGAAUUUUAAUAUGUCCGUAAAAAGGCAAUCUUACAAGUUUGUAGUGCCAUAUGAUUAGCACACUAUUCCAUCAAAAAAAUCCAACGAUUUAACAG